UCCGGGACUCCGGGAGGGAGAGAGAGAGAGAGAGCAACGAACGCGCAAGUGAUAGAGCGUUAUCAGGCGUAAUCGUCGCCUAGCCAGUAAGCUGCGAUACAGCAGUAAAAAAGAGCUUACGCAGACAUCUCUUUCUCUCUCAGUCUACCUAUACAUGUAGCUAUUCAAAACCGCAUGAUGCGGCAGCAGCUACUUACUUUGCUGUGUAAAUUGUCCACGCGUCAUAAAAUUCGGCUAUUUCUUGAGUGAAAAUUAAGGAAGAGGAAGAUACCAAUUGUGCAAAUUAACCCACACACGACUGUUCUACUCGAUUUCUCGCUCUUUCGUGAUAAGCAGUAUACUUAUCACGAAAUAGUAUAUAUAUAUAUAUACGGGACCUUUUGCAUAUCUGUCAGUAAAUCCGACUGCUAGUCUGCUACGUUUUGGUGUUGUGUUGUUGCCUUGUGCUGUUCUGUAUGUUUUACUUACCUCUAUCGGGAUCGUGAGCCACCACAAGCCAUGAUAUUUUUGAUAGGCAAAUUUUAUUCAUUAAUUUGUUGAUAUCGUAAAUAAGGCUUCGAUAGUCGAGCAUGUGCUUGCCCUACAUCAAGAUGCAGAAGAGAGCAGGAUGGUCCUGCAUUGCAAAAACGUUGAUUACGCUGUUCGUGGUUUUUGUUAUCUAUCUGCCAACGGUGCACAGCUACGAGGUCAUUUAUGCGGUAAAUUGUGGUGGUGAUGACCACAUUGACAGCAAUGGCAUUCGCUACGAAAGAGAUCCUCUAAUGGGUAAGGUAGGCACUGAUUCAGAUUAUGGAAAGCAACUGCUCUCAAUAGGCAGGGUUCGAGAAAAAGACUUGAUACUUUAUCAGACUGAAAGAUAUCAUCAUAGUACCUUUGGCUACGACAUACCCAUCGAUGAGGAUGGCGAGUAUGUCAUGGUCCUUAAGUUUUCAGAGGUUUAUUUUAGUGCAUCCGAUAGGAAAGUAUUUGAUAUUGUCCUAAAUGGGGACCACACUGUUGUGACUGAGCUAGAUAUAUUUGAUAAAGUUGGACGUGGCGUUGCUCACGAUGAGUAUGUUGUAUUUAAGGUAGUAAAAGAUAAACUCAUUAUCAAUGGAGAAGAAUCCGAAAUACUUGGUGGUAAAAUAAGAGUUGAAUUUAUUAAGGGAUAUAAAGAUAAUCCAAAAAUUAAUGCAAUUCUUGUGAUAAAAGGAACCCUAGAAGAGGUUCCAAAAUUAGGACCCAUACCGCAAGAACCAGAAGAGUAUGGAAUGCAAGAUGAAGAAGAGGAGCCUGUGAUUCGCACAAGGCAUACCAGUGGACCUCGUUCUCCGGACCCUUAUGCUGAUGAUUCCUCAUUCUGGCUGCCUGUCUUUAUUACUUUAGGUUUAUUUAUUCCUCUUGUGAUUUGCCUUUGUAAAUGGUAACAAGUACAGAAAAGAAGUCACACACAAUAGGAAAGUACUUAAUUUAAAUACAAAAAUCCUUGUGUAGUAUUUUUCACACAAUAAGAACAUUGUUUUACUAAAAUGUACUUUAAUGAUUGGCAAAUUUUAUAUUUAUAUUUAUUUUUUCAAGUGGCACGAUCUUAGUGCUUUUAUUCUGUGGAAUGUUUUUUAUUCAAGUGCAACUAUUUACAAUGAAUUAUUUUAUACAGAUGCUAGCCUUUGUUAUGGCACUUAAAUUGUGAAAAAUAAUUGCGUUAAAGUGGAUAUGAUUAAAUUUGUAAAGGUGUGUCUGUUGCAGAUUUAAAGUUUCAAAUGAGGCGAUAUUAAUAAAGUUGUUACAUUA
This is a messenger RNA of Copidosoma floridanum, 1770 nucleotides long. RefSeq names its product malectin-A. Gene Ontology annotation, cellular component: membrane. The record is from RefSeq and is a predicted model, not a curated record. Lineage: Eukaryota; Metazoa; Arthropoda; Insecta; Hymenoptera; Encyrtidae. Gene Ontology annotation, molecular function: carbohydrate binding.